Molecule: messenger RNA, 626 nt
Organism: Rhagoletis pomonella (apple maggot)
Lineage: Eukaryota; Metazoa; Arthropoda; Insecta; Diptera; Tephritidae
Exons: 2
Coding region: 38-547 (169 amino acids)
Source: RefSeq, a predicted model, not a curated record
UUGAUAUGGCCAGUAGUGUAUCUUUCGUGUUACAAUAAUGACAGUUAAGUUAUUGUCGUUUUCAUUUUCAUUUUCAUUGGUCUGCCUAUUAAUUGCGAAAUCGUUGUUGUUAUCCGAAGCGGCCUCAAUCACUUGGGGCCAACAGAGCAAGUAUGCUUCAACUAUUUACGACGAAGAAAUUCAAAUAACUGAUGCCAAUCCCGCAGUCGAAAUAACCUAUCCGGAAAAGGGCUGCAUUGACUGCAAUGACUACACCAUCGUCGCAAUGCAUGCAUUCGAUAUGCAAACACCGCCACUGCGCGCCACAGCGGACGGGGAAAGCAUAAAUAAGGAAGUGGCAAAUUCAACAACGAUAGAGGUGUUGCGUGGCGGCAUAGGCUUCAAUUAUACAACAAUACGAUUUCAAAAAAUAACAAAAUCCGCUAAUCAACUACCAGUUGCAGACAAAGGUGACAAACCAGUUGACAAUGAAAGUGUUAAAGCUACAGGGCGUAGAAAUGUUGUUCGCGCCCACUAUCAGUUUGUUAUUUAUGGUGUUAGUAUAUAAGAAUGCAUUGUUUGUACAUAAAUACAUACAUACGUAUACAGUAAGGUUGAUAAUAAGUACCUAAAUAAAAUAAGAUAAA